UGGGUUCGCAGUCAACAUGCAGAGCUUUCUACGAGUUGCAAUAACUCUGGCUCUUUUGAGCUUGGUCGCCGGCCAGGCGACGAACAUUUCCCAAUCCAUGGACAACUAUAUUCUCCAAAAUCAGCGGCAAUACGAUGCAAAGAUCAGGCAAAUGGAUGAUGAGUUGGCCAACUUUAGGACCUUGUUUGCAAAGCGUAUUGAGGCUGUAAAUCUCCAGGCGGAUUUGGUGCAGCUGAAAUUGGAGGAGGCCACAGCUCGACUGGAUCCCAUCACCCUCAUCAAUUCCUGGAGCAAACAGUGUGUUCAAAAUUAUAGCGCCACCAUUCCAACUGUUAUAGUUGCCCGAGCCUCGAUUACAAAGUGUGCUGAGAGCAUUAGUGGUGUUCUAAAUUCCCCUGAAAGCACCUACAACACCUUAAAUAAUUACUAUAAAAAUAACUUGAAGAAUAGCUUGGCUCAGUGUUUAAAGCAGCAUCCUAAAUCCCUGUUUAAUUACACUCUUUGUGUAACCAAAGUGAUUGGUGAGGCCAAUAAGUACACAAUAUCCAGUCAGAAUAACUUCAACACCUACCUGAAAAAUUCCGAGUGUACCGCUGAAUCUCGGAUCCGAAGCUCCUGGCAGUGCUCCUUUGGACAGGUGUACUCCAUCUCCGCCACCGUGGAAGUUGCCCUAAAUCUCGUUGAUCUCUGCAUUACCAAGCGGGAGGUGUGCGGAUCCAUUGUUAACUCAUGUGGAGAACCCGCGUGCCCACAUGUCACGACUUUACCUUUGGCAAGCAUCAAUCCAAACAGAGAAACUGUUCCGAACCCUUUUACUAUUGUAACCAAUAGUACAAGUUGUCUGGAGUUCAGGUUCACUCGUUAAAUCCAAUAAUUUUGUAAUUUAUUUAUGGUAAAGCAUUCGAGUGCUGAAAUAGGUAAUUUUGCAUUUCAAACUUACUUUAAUAGUAAGCAUUUUCUAGUCUUUUAAGUAGAAUCACUUUUUAAAAUGAAGUAGCUAAUGAUUUUUUUUAAUCAAGAUUAUCAAUUAUUUUUAAAUAAAGCAACAGGAGAAAAAAUUAAAAACAAUAUGAUUUUUAGUUAUUUAUUUAGCACAUAAGCGUGCCAAAAAAGCCAGCUGAGAAAAUAAUGAAAAUUUGUAUGCCACAAUUGUUAUGGAGAAGUAUAAAAAGAAUUUCAGUCACCACCUGUUUCAUUCAA
This is a messenger RNA of Drosophila ficusphila, 1200 nucleotides long. RefSeq lists its product as uncharacterized. The record is from RefSeq and is a predicted model, not a curated record. The coding region runs from base 17 to 865 and encodes 282 amino acids. Lineage: Eukaryota; Metazoa; Arthropoda; Insecta; Diptera; Drosophilidae. The transcript has 2 exons.